Letharia lupina is the source of this 759-nucleotide messenger RNA. RefSeq lists its product as uncharacterized. Lineage: Eukaryota; Fungi; Ascomycota; Lecanoromycetes; Lecanorales; Parmeliaceae. The record is from RefSeq and is a predicted model, not a curated record. The transcript is spliced from 2 exons. Bases 1 to 759 code for a protein of 252 amino acids.
AUGCAGCAAAUCUUCGAUGACGAGAAGGAACUCAAGGAUCUAGCGAUCAAAUGCUCGGAGACUUCAAAAGAAGUGAUCGAGGAGCUUCACUUACUUCAGAUACAAGGCUCACCCCGGGAACGGCAGGCUCUGGCCAGAAGUCUCAAAGGGUUGUGGAAGAUAGGCGCCAUUGAGGACAUCCAAAAGAAACUGGAUCAGUAUCAAAAUAUUCUAGAUACACGAAAAUCGCGUCAGCUUAAGUCAACCCAGGAAGAGUCGUCUCAGAUAGAGGCUUGGGCAGUUGUUUCUCUCGCGUCGAGAUUAGAUAUCAACCCCAAGGUCUAUUCCAUCGAGCUGAAGCUUCAAUAUUCUGCUUUAUCGGUCAUAAAGCAAUUCUUAGAACAUGCACUUGCACUCAAAGAGCUUCGGAACAUUUUCAUAGCGAAGGGCACUUACUGGUAUUCUAAGGGUUUGCACCUCAGGUUUGAGAUUGAUAACUCCGGUGACCAAGAGUGGUACGCUUCGUCCCAGCAGCAAUCGAAUAAUAUCCUCAGAGCGUUAGGACUGGGAGAGGCUGCAUUGUAUGAAGCAGAAUUGAAAGACACCACAUCAGGUGUAUCUGAACUCGGUCGUGCAAUUCGGGAGGUCUAUCAAGAGCUCAAAAGCCAAUCCAUGGACUCUAAUACCUUUCCUGAUGAGGAUGACGUCCUUGGUGAAGAUGACUUGCCUCAUGACGAUGACAGCAUAUACUACUCAAUGCCAUCUACGCCUAAAGACUAG